UGCAUAUCAACUUAUUCACUAUAUGCAAUGUUUGAUAUAAAAAUCGAGUAGCCACAAGUUUUGAGCCCUCGUAAUUUUGUUUAUCUAUAAAUCUAGAAAAAGAAAAUAAAAAAUGAAUUGUUAAACUAUCUCGAAGCAGUAGAUAUGCCGGCGGACGAUAUGCCACAGCCAGGAUUCGAGACAAAUGAAAGCGACCUAGCCAUCAUGGUGGUAACGGCUCUAACCUUCUCCAUCUUCAUCGUGGGUUUGGCUUCGGUUUGCUAUCGCUGGACCGCUCGCAGGUUUUACACGGACGAGCAAUCCGUAAACCUGUCUACACACCCCGAACAUGAACUCCGGACCGUGAGGAGGGGUACGACGAGGCGUGGGAUCGACGCAGCGAUCGUGGAAUCGUUUCAGACGUUUCUAUACUCUGAGGUGAAGGAGCAGAGGAUUGGUAAAGGCGGGGUCGAGUGUGUGGUGUGUCUUUGUGAGUUCCAAGACGAUGAUAGGCUGAGUUUGAUGCCUAAUUGUUGUCACGUGUAUCAUGCUGAUUGCGUAAGUGUCUGGCUCUCUGAUCACUCCACGUGUCCACUCUGCCGUGUGGAUCUUGUCUUCCAACAGGGUCAGGGAAGCGACCCGGAUCCUGAACUAGGAGUUGUAGAUACUACAGAAGCGCGUUUGUCUGAAAGUAUGAUGUGGACUAAUAGAAGCAGACCACUUCGGUCUAGGUCGAUGAGAUUGCCCCAUUGCCGAGUCUCUGAUAUAUCAUUAUCGAGAUCUCAUUCGACCGGACAUUGUGUGGCUGAACCGGUGGAGAAUUUGGACCGGUUUACACUCCGGUUACCAGAUGGUGUACGGAGGAGACUGAUAAAGAAGACGCUGGUGAGAAGCUCGUGUGGUUUGUACAGAAGCAGAAGUGUCGGAAGCAGAAGCCAGAGGAGUGUCUUCUCAGAACAAUGGUGUAACUACAAUAACCAUCGGCGGAUACAUUCGAUGACUCUCUCCUUCACUGAUCAUCUUCGUGUAUGGUUGGCAGGAGAUGUGGUGGCUCCGCCGAACAGUGAGCAGUCAUCUAGAGAACUCCGACCAGAUGACCUAGUGUAAGAAUGCCAACUUUUAAGUGUGUUUUUGUUGCAACAUUUUGUUUGCUGCCAUUUGUAUUUGAACAUGACAAUUUUAGAGAAAAAAGGA
Messenger RNA from Brassica oleracea var. oleracea, 1173 nucleotides. Its product is annotated as RING-H2 finger protein ATL38. The transcript has a single exon. The record is from RefSeq and is a predicted model, not a curated record. NCBI's taxonomy places the organism in Eukaryota, Viridiplantae, Streptophyta, Magnoliopsida, Brassicales, Brassicaceae. Bases 145 to 1086 code for a protein of 313 amino acids.